AUGAUUACCUCUCAAAUUCCAACUUUACAUUAUUUUAACGGACGUGGAAGAGCUGAAACUAGUAGAGUAUUAUUUGUAGUGGCAGGAGUUGAAUUCAACGAUGUAAAAAAUCCAUUUGAUAAUGCUGAAAUCAAACAAAGAGCAACCUACAAACAACUUCCUUACUUGAUCGAUGGUGAUUUCGAAAUUUCUCAAUCGAUUGCGAUUGAAAAUUAUAUUGCCAACAAAUAUAAUUUGGCUGGUGAUUCAUUGGUGGACAGAACCAGAAUUCUCUCUAUUGCUCAGGCAUCCUAUGACAUUUCCAUUCCAAUCUUCACCAAUGAUACAGAUGAAAAGAAAGCGUUAUACAAGAAUGAAACACUUCCUCGUUUCCUUAGUGCUUGGGAGAAGAUUUUAACAGAAAAUGGUGGAAAACAUUUUGUUGGUUCAAAAUUGAGUGCUGCCGAUGUCAGUGCCUAUACAACUCUUGAGAAUCUAUAUUCCAAAAACUAUAAAGAAGUUGUUGACAAAUAUCCAACAUUGACCAAUUUUAAAUCAACUUUUGAAGCCAUUCCAUCAAUUUCCGAUUAUUUGUCAAAGAGACCAAAAGAUUUAUUUUUCUAG
This is a messenger RNA of Heterostelium album PN500, 603 nucleotides long. RefSeq names its product glutathione S-transferase. The coding region runs from base 1 to 603 and encodes 200 amino acids. Gene Ontology annotation, molecular function: glutathione transferase activity. NCBI's taxonomy places the organism in Eukaryota, Evosea, Eumycetozoa, Acytosteliales, Acytosteliaceae. The record is from RefSeq and is a predicted model, not a curated record. The transcript has 2 exons. Gene Ontology annotation, biological process: glutathione metabolic process.